AUGACGUUCAUCAAGCCCGGUGACUGUGACGACAAGAACGGUGGCGGCAAGUGGAAUGGCGGUGGUGGCUGGACCAUCAACGGAGGUGGCAAGUGGAACGGCGGCGGCGGCGGCUGGAACAAUGGCGGCGGCUGGAACAAUGGCGGCGGCUGGAACAACGGCGGCGGCUGGAACAACGGUGGCGGCUGGAACAACGGUGGCGGUGGC
Molecule: messenger RNA, 207 nt
Organism: Saprolegnia parasitica CBS 223.65
Lineage: Eukaryota; Oomycota; Saprolegniomycetes; Saprolegniales; Saprolegniaceae
Exons: 1
Source: RefSeq, a predicted model, not a curated record